AUGGAGGACUCACUGCCGAGGACAGUUGGGGAUGAUGUUGAUGGUGUACCAGAACGCGCACGCGCCCUCGCCGGUUUUGGCACGUCACCAGCGAGCCAAGGAAUUGAAUGUGCAAGCCCGCCUCUUAGGGCCACCGUGUUUGUGUCCAAGGAUACGGACCCGGAUGUCAGUGCCAGUGCCAGUGCCGGUGACGGAACAAUCUGCCAUGGAGAUGGUGACCAAAACAGCGAGGCUUCCAUGGCUGCUGAGGCUUCGAGCCAUGGUGACCACGCACAAGCACAGCAGGAGCACAAGAUCGUCUUGCCGAACCCGACGCUGCCUUGUAGUGUCGUACGAGCCCUUGUGGCUCUAGACCAGUAUCGCAAGGGCACUCGUAGCCCAGAGAGCGUCGCCAUCAUCCCGAUGAAGGCUGGCGAAUUCGACUUGCUGGUGAACUAUCUUUUUGAGCCGGCGGAGCGCGCCGAUGUCUCGGGAUACGCUGGCAGAGCACCUUCCAUCUACGAUGGUGGUGCAUGGACCGCCACCAUCUCCGAGCAGAAAGCCCACGCCGACCACAACGAAACGGAGACGCUUGGACUGGGACUGGGACUGGGACUGGGGCUGAGAUUGGAUGAAGACCGACUUCGUGCUUUUGUUCAGCGUUCCAAAAUCAAAUGGGACUACCUGUUUGCUUUGCAGCAGCUCGCCAUCAUCAUGAAUGAGACAAAGCUGCAAUUGGCGCUCAAAUCGAGUUUUCCACAGUUGUGCUUGGACACGGCUAGAGAGACCGCCAACCGCCCCGGUCAUCGCGAAUACGAAACGCUUCUCGCAAAUCUCGUAGUCAAAACAGAACACAUGUACAAAUUCGAGGACAACAUAUCGUCAGACAGCAACUACUCUCCACAAUCCAACAGCACAGAUUCGUCGAAACGCUCGCUGAGCGCUUCAGCCAACAGCCCGGACACGGCGAUGAACAAACCAUACUCGCUUCGACUGACGCCGCGUCUGCACACCCCCGUUCCCGGCCAAUCAGCACCGGAAGAAGACAGCGACGGAUCGGACCAGAGCUCCUGUGUGCGUUCUCAGACGGUUGACAGCGUCAUCCAGCAGAAGAGGUUGCGAGUGGGACUUCGCAUCCCGGAUCCCUGCAUGGCUUUCGAGAUCCAGUUUUCCUACCCGAGACCGUCCGAAGUAGUUGAGGCUCUUCUGUCUGUGUUCGCGGGUGAUAUCCAUUGCAUUGUCUGCCUUUGCGUCGAGUACCGCAACCAGAAGACACGUUUCCAUCAGAUAUACAAUCCGCCUCCGUAUGACGUCCAAGUCAAGAUCUGGCGAUACGUCGCCCGCGACGGCGACAAGCCCCCUGGAGUAUCCUAUGCAGUCCACGAUCUCCGAAUUAGCAAUCAAACGAACGCUGCUGCGCAAGGCCAUUCCCAUGCCACCAAAGACACGAAUGACGGGGGCGACACAAACAGAACACCAGAGACUGUUGACUUCUACCUCCGUGACUUUCAUCGCGACCUACCUGCUGACGUCCUGGUACAUGUUCCUCGCCAAGCUAUUCUUGACCAGGUCGACCAGGCGCUGGAGAAAUUACGAUUCAAUGAUGCUGAUGAUCUGGAGGGCAACGAGAGAAUCAAAGAUCGAAAGACUAGUAGACCGGACGAGGAAUGUCGUUUUUAG
Messenger RNA from Phaeoacremonium minimum UCRPA7, 1659 nucleotides. RefSeq lists its product as hypothetical. The transcript is spliced from 3 exons. Lineage: Eukaryota; Fungi; Ascomycota; Sordariomycetes; Togniniales; Togniniaceae. The record is from RefSeq and is a predicted model, not a curated record. Bases 1 to 1659 code for a protein of 552 amino acids.